AUGGAAGCCCCCCCCUUAUUCAUCACGAAUUCGAGCCAGGAUCUUGAGCACCAAUGUCAGCAGUUGCUCCUCUUUGUCAAAAUCAGGAUGCAUAUGGACAAGGCUUACAUCCUCCAACUCGUCAAGACGCUGGCGAAGGCGCAGCAGGCGCUUGCCACCGAAGUGGGCCCAGAGACAGAAGACUGGGAAGCCAAACCGGAGAAAGUCGAACAACACCCGGACGCCCUUGGUCUCAGAGACGAGCUUGCCGGGGAGGUAUAA
Sordaria macrospora k-hell is the source of this 261-nucleotide messenger RNA. RefSeq lists its product as uncharacterized. The record is from RefSeq and is a predicted model, not a curated record. Lineage: Eukaryota; Fungi; Ascomycota; Sordariomycetes; Sordariales; Sordariaceae.